GCCUUCUCUGUGCUCUAUUCAUCUCAGUUCAAAGUGGCUAGUAUAGAAGAACCAUAAGCACUGAGGGAAAAAGUGAUUAGUACUUUAGCCAACAAAUUAAAAAUGGCUGUCACCAAGGUCUACAUUGUGUAUUACUCCUUAUAUGGACAUGUAGACACCAUGGCUAGAGAAGUACACAGAGGGGCUGCUACAGUUGAAGGUGUUGAAGCAACACUUUGGAGGGUACCUGAGAUGCUUUCGGAACUAAUAUUGGAUAAGUUGAAGGCCCCUCCUAAACCAAAUGAUGUACCAGACAUAAUGCCAGAACAACUUGUGGAGGCUGAUGGUUUGAUAUUUGGUUUUCCUUCUCGUUUUGGGAUGAUGCCGAGCCAGCUCAAGGCCUUCUUUGAUGCAACUAGUGAGCUAUGGGCAUCCCAAGCACUUGCCGGCAAACCUGCUGGAAUCUUCUGGAGUACUGGUUUUUAUGGUGGAGGCCAAGAACUAUCAGCAUUGACAGCUAUAACUCAAUUAGCUCAUCAUGGUAUGCUUUUUGUUCCUCUUGGAUACACCUUUGGAAGUGGCAUGUUUGAGAUAGAUGAGGUAAAAGGAGGAUCUGCAUAUGGUGCUGGAACUUUUGCAGGAGAUGGAUCUCGUCAACCUACAGAACUAGAACUGCAGCAGGCAUUUUACCAGGGUAAAUAUCUUGCCGAAGUAACAAAAAAGCUGAAAAGCUAACUUCUCUGCCUAACAAAUACAUGACAGGAUACUAUGAACUGUGAUGUGCUACAUUAUCUAUAACAUUUGAUUGAAGACUCGAUGAUUAUUUUUACCGGUAAGACAAGAUAGAAAGACCUCAUGUGGCUUUUCUUUUUCUGGGUUCUGUUGUUGCAACAAUGUAUAUCUUCUGUUAUCUCUUUCAGAAAACUCUCAAAUUAUUCCAAUGAAAUGAUAAACAAGAUAUUCAGUAUUUCCAAAGGCGGAA
Glycine soja is the source of this 961-nucleotide messenger RNA. Its product is annotated as probable NAD(P)H dehydrogenase (quinone) FQR1-like 3. The coding region runs from base 103 to 714 and encodes 203 amino acids. NCBI's taxonomy places the organism in Eukaryota, Viridiplantae, Streptophyta, Magnoliopsida, Fabales, Fabaceae. Gene Ontology annotation, molecular function: FMN binding; NAD(P)H dehydrogenase (quinone) activity. The transcript has 5 exons. The record is from RefSeq and is a predicted model, not a curated record.